AUCGGGAUUGGAAGGACGUAGAAUCUUGCGACUUCGAUGCUUUCGGGUCGAUCUUCUCAGCACUCGCAAACGGAGCUCCUGGCCCGGAGUAACGCAGCGCAAGAUUUCUUGAAAGUAUCCCGGAUACUUCGACAUCGCGUGCUGAUUGUGGUUUCUGCAUAUGAUGUACACGUUCGCGAAGCCAUACACCGUGUGUACGCGCCUAGUGGAGUGCUUCCCAGGACGGAUUUAACACCUUCUGCCUCACGUGGACGAUAUGGCGGACGACUGUACUUCUACUCUUCAGAAACCAUCGCACCCCUUGCUAUAUGCUCUCCUGCUCUGUAAUACCCCGGCUUCUACCUGUCCACCAUGUUCAAACCCCUAGGCGGGCUGCUGAUAGCCGUCGCUUCUGCAUUGUUCCUAACAGCGGCUACGCCCCUCAAACGAUCGCACAUUACCGAGUUCAAGUCAUCCGUUCACGAUGAUACCGGGCUUCGCUUUGUCAAAGACUCUGGCAUUUGCGAAACCACGCCCGGCGUUUCUCAAAUCUCAGGGUAUCUGGAUAUUGGCGCAAAUAUGUCGAUGUGGUUUUGGUUCUUCGAAGCUAGGCAUACCCCCGAAACAGCGCCGUUCACUCUGUGGAUCAAUGGCGGUCCAGGGUGCUCGUCGAUGAUCGGAUUGUUCCAGGAACACGGACCUUGUCAUGUUAAUCCGGAUGGUAACUCGACGACGCUGAACCCCUUCAGUUGGAACAACGUCAGCAAUAUGAUCUACAUUGACCAACCCAUCGGCACCGGGUUCUCGUACGGCACUAGCCCGGUGAACAGCACAGAGUCGGCUGCUCCCUUUUUCUGGACCGCCUUCCAGUUACUGUUCGAAAGCGGAGAAUUUGAGAAAUUCCGAUCACGCGAAUUCGUUUUCGCCACAGAAAGCUACGGCGGACAUUAUGGUCCUAGCUUUGUGACCUAUUUCGAUGAACAAAACGAAAAGAUCGACAAGGGCGAGCUGAAAGGAGAGAAAAUAACUACAGCGGCUCUCAUGAUCAACAACGGCUGGUACGAUCCUCUGCUUCAGAAUAAGGCAUACGUCGACUUUGCGACCAACGCUCCUGGUUACGGGCAGCUGGUCAAUGAUAGCGUGUUGGAGCAGUUGAACGAGGCGUUCUAUGGAGAAAACGGCUGCAAGGUCAUGGAGGAGGCAUGCUACGCCGCCGGGACGAACAGCAGUUCGAACGCUAUCUGCAUCAGCGCAGAUAACUUUUGCGUCGAGAACGUGUUCAUUCCGGCGAUCGGGGAUCGCGACGUAGAUGAUCUCAGACAGAACUCAUCUGCGCUGUUCCCGCCCGAAUUCUACGUGCACUAUUUAGCGAAUCCCGAUGUGAAGGCAGCAAUCGGAGCCAAUGCGACGUACCGUGAAUGUUCAGGGGCUGUCGGCGGACAAUUCGGACGUACGGGUGACGAUGCACGGACAUGGCUCCCACAGCUCGGCGCUUUAGCAAACUCGCGUCUCAAGGUGCUCAUUUGGGCCGGAGACGCAGAUAUCAACUGUAACUGGCUGGGAGGCUACGCCUCUGUGGAGGCCAUGGACUGGUACGGCCAUGACAGAUUGGUCAACACGCCGUUUAAGAACAUAACCCUGGACGGUGCCCCAGUCGCGUCGAUCAAAAACAUUGAUAACUUCUCCUUUGCACGUGUAUACCAGGCAGGACACGAAGUGCCUGCUUUCCAACCUGAGGCUGCGCUCGCGAUUUUCGAACAGGUCAUCAAGAAAGAGCAACUCCAUUCUGUGUAA
Punctularia strigosozonata HHB-11173 SS5 is the source of this 1773-nucleotide messenger RNA. Its product is annotated as alpha/beta-hydrolase. The transcript is spliced from 12 exons. The coding region runs from base 352 to 1773 and encodes 473 amino acids. Gene Ontology annotation, cellular component: fungal-type vacuole. Gene Ontology annotation, molecular function: serine-type carboxypeptidase activity. Gene Ontology annotation, biological process: proteolysis. The record is from RefSeq and is a predicted model, not a curated record. NCBI's taxonomy places the organism in Eukaryota, Fungi, Basidiomycota, Agaricomycetes, Corticiales, Punctulariaceae.